Molecule: messenger RNA, 3167 nt
Organism: Petromyzon marinus (sea lamprey)
Lineage: Eukaryota; Metazoa; Chordata; Hyperoartia; Petromyzontiformes; Petromyzontidae
Gene: ZC3H3
Product: zinc finger CCCH-type containing 3
Cellular component (GO): nucleus
Molecular function (GO): metal ion binding
Source: RefSeq, a predicted model, not a curated record
AGUCCGGCGGCACCGAGCGUCUGUCGCGCGCCCAGGAAGCCCGCGAUUUGCGCCGAGGGGCGGUCGCGCUACUCGUGGCGACGGCCCCCCCCCUGUGCGCGCCGCCCCCGUCGGCGCGAAGCCCGGCGAGCAGGCCCCGGCGACGAGCGCUGACGUCCCGAAGGGCUCCGCUCCCGGCCCCGCACCGGCGCCGGCCGUGGCGGCGCGGGGCCGUGGCGGCGACAAGAAGCGAUCGUCUGAAGCGCGCCCGCAGCAGCAGCAGCAGCAGCAGCAGGAGCAGCAGCAGCAGCUGCAGGAGCAGCAGCAGCUGCAGCAGCAGCUGCAGCGGCAGGCCAAGAUGGUGCGCAGCAGCACGCCGCUGUCGGCCCGCUCGAAGGCGGCCACCACCAAGUACGUGUGGACGGGCGCCACCGCCAGACACGGCGGCCCGCUCGCCGCCACGCCGGCGUCCUGUGUUUCGCCCGGCUGGGGCCUGUCUCCCGUGACGUGGUCCCGACGGACGGACGCCGAGUCCACCGAGGUCGGUUCGGCGACGUCGUCGGCCGGCGCCGCUGUCGCCGCCGCUAUCACCGCAGCGGCGGUGACGGCGGCGGCAAGGCCGCAGAAGGGACGGCUGCCGCGAUUGACGGCCGCUCCCAAAGCCGCCUCUCCCGCCGCGAUGCGUGCCGGAACCUCCCGCUACAAGUGGAAGUCGAGCGGCGGCGACGGCGGCGGCAAUCCCUGCGGCACCGUGAGGACGCCGCCGCCGUCCGCGUCCGCCGCCUGCCCCGGCGCGGCGAUUUUGGCCCCGGCGAGGAACCGGACGAAGUUCGUGCGGCGCAGGAGCGUGCUCUACGCGACCACGGCCACGCCGCGCGUCACCGGGAAGGUGGCGCUCAGGACGAGGUACAAGCUGGUGCGGCAGCCGUGGGGCCCCGCGUCCCCACGCACGCCACGGAGCGGGCCGCACGCGCGCGGAGACUUCAUGACGCGGAGAAUGAGCGUCAUCAAGUCGCGGCCCCAGGCCGACCUGACCCUGGCGCACAGCAGCGCCGACGUGUGGUGGGGCCGGAGGUGCCUGCGACUCAUCGGCGGCGUGGCCUACAGCGUGACGGCCCAGCGGCUCGCACGAGCCGGCCACGCGCGGCCACCGUCGCAGCAGCAGCAGCAGCAGCAGCAGCGGGGCCACGGAGCGGCCUCAUCGCCCGCUAGGACCCCGUCGCCGGCUCGCUCACGAGCCAAAGGAGGCAAGACGCUGCACGUGUACGUGAACCAGGGCGGCGUGCGCUACUCGGCGAGCCACUCGGGCAAGAAGCUGCGUCGACUGCACUCACCGAGGCUGGGCGCCAACACGAUGUUCUCCGCUCGAUCGCCGGCCUCGCUCAGCCCCGGCAGCUUCUCGUUCUCGGCCAGCAGCACCGGCAGCAGCCGCGUCCUCCCCUCACGCGCGGUGCAGCGGAGCGUGCAGCUCAUCCGCCGGGCGAGGCUGUGGCGACGGCUGGAGCGUCCGCGUGACUACUGCACCUUCUACAACCGCUUCGGCCGCUGCAACCGCGGCGACGCCUGCACCUUCCUGCACGACCCCGACAAAGUGGCCGUGUGCACCCGGUUCCUGCGCGGGACUUGCAGGAAGACGGACGGGACCUGCCAGUUCUCACACAAGGUGUCCAGAGAGAAGAUGCCUGUAUGCUGCUACUACCUGCGCGGCGUGUGCAGCAGCGCCGACUGCCCCUACAGCCACGUGAAGGUGUCGCGCAAGGCCGAGGCCUGCGCAGACUUCCUCAAGGGCUACUGUCCGCUCGCCGAGAAGUGCAAGAAGCUGCACACGCUCGAGUGCCCGGAGUUCCGCCGUACGGGCAGCUGCCAGCGCGGGCAGCGGUGCCGUCUGCUCCACCGGGCGGCCGGCACGAGCAGGACGACGGCGGGGCCGGCGGCGGCGGCGAAGGUGGCGGCUGGGCAGCUGAGAGGGACGCGCGGAGCCGAGCGACCGGGACGCAGCGCCCGCACCACGGAGAGCGCCGCGUUGCAACGACGCACGGCCGCCACCACCGCCGACGCCGCCGCCGCCGGUAUCGUGACCAGUGACGACGGCGGUGACGAUGCCGCGCGGGGGAAGCCGAGGCAGCUGCCCUCGUUCAUCGCGCUCGGCGGCGAGCCGGCAGAGGCCAGCGCAACGGUGUCGCCGCGGAGGGCCGGUGCGUCACUGCACAUUAGACCGCGCCUGCCCGAAGUGAACCCCGCCGCCAAAGCCAGGAAGAGUUAAGGUCUAAACAAAUUGGUGGAGCUGCAUUGAAUUCGAGCAACAACAAAAUGUACGGGGAAGUGUGCGGAAUUUUUCGUUACGAUCACAUUCAGGUUCAGCGACCCGCGCAUGAAGGUUUCGUUUUUUUCACGACACCAACAACAACAACAACAGGUAAUUGGGGGGGGUGAUUAACAGCGAGCGUAUUAUUUGGGCAAAAGCAUUUUUUGCGGGGGCCACUGGCGAUCCUUCGGAGGGGUCCACCGGGCCGGACCGGAGCAGGCGACACCACGCGGAGGGAGUCGCCGCACAAACGCGGCGAGGCUCGACGAUACGCAAGGAAUGUAACUUUACAGCCGGUGGGUCUGUGAUGAUGGAUUCCCCCCCCCCCCCCGCCCCCCAUGCCGUGUCGGUUAAUGGUGGGGGGUAGGGGGGGCGGUUUACCAUACUUCACCACGCGGGUUCCAGGGGUGUGCGUGCGGAAUCGGUUCGGCUGCCGACGUUUUGUGGAACCGCGGUGCCACCGUCACCAACGCCCCCCCUCUCCGCCCCACCUAUGCAAACGGGAUGGAAAAAUAGAAGAAAAAUUAUAAAUGUGAUAGAUGUUAUAUUCUUGGUUCUUUCGGUAAAGUCGCGUAGAUGGGAAACAAUAAAAUAAUAAUUAUAUUUGUAUUUUAUUGUUUCCCUUCUACGUGACUUUACCGAAAGAACCAAGAAUAUGAAUCCCUGCAGUCACGAAAGCUCUAAAUCAAAAUGUGAUGGAUGUUGUUUUCCGUUUGCAUAAUUGCUUUGAGCAUCAAUACAAUUGCGCCUGUUUACCCCAGGAAAAUUUCGAUUUAAAGCUUUCGUGACUGCAAGGAUUCAUCUUCUUUGGUUCUUUCGGUAAAGUCACGUAGAAUGAGAAUAAAAUAAUAAAUUGAUAAAAUAAAAUAACACAAUAAUAUUC